AUGGCAUCGGGGAUCUCUACGAUUACUGCUAUUCUGGAGGAUGCGAGAGAGGACCUUGCCGGUCCAUUCCAGGCGCAGCCUCACUCGCAGCCUCAGCCAUCUGCUUCAGGACAGAAACAAGAGAAUGACGUCGAGGAGAAAGCCAUCCACGAUGAAGAAAAGACCAAAGACGAGAUUGAGGAAGAAGCCCCCGACCAACGCGACUUCCACCUCUCGAAUACAGGCCGCCUCAUCUUCUUCGCGCUGGCCGUCCUCACCCUAAUGGUUGCCCUUGAUGGGACUUCGAUAUCUGUUGCUCUGCCGAUAAUGUCAAAAACCCUCCACGGCACCGCCAUGCAAGCCUUUUGGAGCGGAACCUCCUUCCUCCUCGCCAGUACCGUCUUCCAACCAACAACCGCAACAUUCAGCACCAUCUUCGGCCGUCGACCGAUCCUUCUUUUCUCCAUAACAUUCUUCUUCGUCGGCUCUCUCGUUGCCGGGAUUGCGAACGAUUUCACGCAGAUCCUUGUCGGGAGAUGUAUCCAGGGUGUUGGCGGCGGAGGCAUUGCGGUUCUCGCCGAGGUUGUUGUUACGGAUCUUGUGCCGUUGCGGCUACGCGGGAAUUACUAUGGGAUUCUUAGUGCCAUGUAUAGUCUUGGGAGUGUCUUGGGGCCGAUACUGGGGGGUGGGUUUGCGGAGAAUAUCUCGUGGCGCUGGAUCUUCUACAUAAACUUCCCCUUCAUCGCCAUAGCCACAAUCCUCGUCCUCCUCUUCUUCCGCCUCGAGAAACCCCGCGGAACGCUGCGCACCAGACUCUCCAAAAUCGACUACGUCGGCACCCCACUGUUUAUCGCGAGUAUAUCCUCCUUCCUUAUCCCGCUGACCUGGGGCGGCGUCAUGUAUCCCUGGACAUCAUGGCGCACCCUCGUCCCGAUGUGCAUUGGCGCCGCCGGAUUAUGCGGGUUUAUCGUCCGGAGUAUCAACUCCUCGAACCCCAUGAUCCCACAUUCGGUCUUCAAUAACCGUAGCGCAGCGAUUGCAUUCGCUACAUCGAGUCUGCAAGGCCUUAUCCUCUGGGGCGCAUUGUAUUAUUUGCCGUUGUACUACCAAGCAAUCCACGAAUUCGGCCCCAUCCUCACAGGCGUCGCCCUCUUCCCACAAACAUUCACCGUCGCGCCGGCCGCCAUAAUCUGCGGCGUCGUCGUCACACUCACAGGCCGAUACCGCUGGGGUCUCUGGUUCGGAUGGUCCCUGUCGAUACUUGGAUUAGGACUGCUAUGUCUCCUCGACACACGCACAAAGACCGUCCAGUGGAUCUUCCUGAAUCUCCCCAGCGGUCUCGGACUAGGCCUCCUGACAGCCGCAAUUGUCUGCACCGUGCAGGCCUCCGCCACGGACCAGAACCUCACAGUAGCCGUCGCCAUGGUCGUCUUCUUCCGCACAUUCGGGCAGGCCCUCGGCAUCGCCGUGGGUGGUGUAAUCUUCCAGAACCGCAUGCGGCGCGAGCUGCUCCGCCACGACGCCUGGGCAUCGAGAGCAACGGAACUAAGCCGCGACGCCGCGGCGCUCGUUACUGUUAUCCAGGGUAUGGAAAACACGGUUGAGAAGAGCCAGUUGAAGAGCGCGUAUGUGGAUUCGCUCAGAGUGUUCUGGGGUUUUUUGGCGGGUGUGGCGGGCGUGGGGCUUUGUCUGAGUGUUCUUGUCAAGAAGUAUGAUUUGAAUCGGGCGUUGGUUACCGAGCAGGGGGUGAGGGAUUAG
Molecule: messenger RNA, 1737 nt
Organism: Aspergillus calidoustus
Lineage: Eukaryota; Fungi; Ascomycota; Eurotiomycetes; Eurotiales; Aspergillaceae
Source: the annotation of a GenBank genome assembly